Molecule: messenger RNA, 2012 nt
Organism: Zea mays
Lineage: Eukaryota; Viridiplantae; Streptophyta; Magnoliopsida; Poales; Poaceae
Exons: 3
Coding region: 181-1647 (488 amino acids)
Molecular function (GO): metal ion binding
Source: RefSeq, marked validated
CUCGCUCACAGGACAGUCACUUGCCUGGGAAGCCAGAUAUUAUUGCAGCCUCAUACACCGCCCUUCCCUACUGCUUCCUGAGAUUUGAGAGCUCGGGCGCCAGAUCUGAAACCUCUUGUGUUGUGCCUUUGGUAGUUCGGUGUAGCAUUGAGCUAGCAGAGGUGCUGUUCUAGUUCCAGGAUGAGCAAGGAGGAUGUCCUCAAGACAUUGAUGCUGAGAGUGAACAUACACUGUGACGGGUGCGAGAAGAAGGUCAAGAAGACCCUCCACAAGAUCGACGGUGUCUACCAGAGCAGCAUCGACGCGGAACAGGGCAAGGUGACGGUGUCCGGUUUGCUGGAUCCGGACACCAUCAUCAGGAAGCUCAACAAGGCCGGCAAGCCGGCUCAGCUGUGGGGUUCCAAGCCCGGCAUCCCUCAGAACGCCUACCAUGGCGGCGGCAAGGCCCAUUCCAAGGAGGCUGGCGGCGGCAAGGCCCAUUCCAAGGACUCCGGAGGUGGCAAGGGCCAUUCCAAGGAUGCCGGCGGCGGCAAGGCCCAGAAGGGCGGUGCGGGUGGCGGCGGUCACAAGGGCCCUGGCGGUGGCGGUGGCGGAGGCGGUGGCGUGGGCAAUCCUAAGAUGGUGAUGCCGCAGCCGACGCCGCAGCAGCUCCAGCAGCUGCAGCAGCAGCUGCAGAUGAAGGGGCUGAAGCUUCCGCCGCACCUGUUGGGCGGCAAUAUGCCGGCGUUCCCCGCGGCUGCGCCGAUGAAGGACCCCAAGUCCGUCAAGUUUGCCCUCCCCGAGGACAACUUCGACGACUACGGCAGCGAGUUCGACGAUGACUUCGACGACGGCUUCGACGACGACGAGGACGACUACGACGACGACGGCCUGGACGACGACGUCUACGGCGACCCCAAGAUGAUGAUGAAGCCCAUGGCUGUGCCGCCGCCGGCCGGCGGGGGCGACAAGAAGGGCGGUGGCGGCAAGAAGGGUGGUGGUGGGGGGAACGAGAUCCCGGUGCAGAUCAAGGGAAACAACCACGGCGGUGCCGGUGGGCAGCCGCACAAUGCAAAGGGAGGCGCCCCGGGAGGCGGGGCCCACCUGGGCCAGGGGAAGAAGGGCGGCGGCAGCGCCGCCGCCGUCGGUGUCGGUGGCCCGAUGGGCGGAAUGCUGCCUCAACAAGGCAUGAUGAGGCCUCCUAACAUUCUUGGUGGUGCUGGUGCCGGCUUCCCCAGCACGGCCCAGAUGGGCGGCGGACCUAUGGGCAUGCCGGUUGGCCACCCGCACAUGGGUAUUAUGCAGCAGAGCGGCGGUGGCGGUUGCGGAGCUGGCGGCAUGCCGGGCCUGGGGUUCCACCCGGGAUUGGGCGGCGGAAUGCAUUCUGGGGCGGAUAUGCUUCAGGCCGCCGCGGCAUCCGGGAACCCCGUGGCGCAGCAGCAGUACAUGGCCUUGAUGCAGCAGCAGCAGCAGCAGAUGAUGAUGAUGCAGCAGCAGCAACAGCAGCACGGGAACGGCGGUGCAGGAUACCCGGCGGCAAUGGGCUACGGCUAUGGCCGGCCACCGAUGCAUUACCCAAUGGGCUACCCAGUGCUGCCCCCGCACUCGCAUGCUGAGCCUUACAACAUCUUCAGCGACGAGAACGCCAACAGCUGCUCACUGAUGUGAUCAGCAAUUCCGCAUGGAAUGGCCCUGUUCCAAGUAAACCAUCUCAAGGAGCUCAAUGUCACCGCUGAUCACCGACAGACAUCGCCAUGGUUGAAGCGCCGUGAAUCAAUCAACAAUCAGUAUGCUUGGGGAUGAGUCCUAGCUAGAACCCUGUCCCUUUCCUGCUCCUUCCCCCCCUUUCUCUAGCUUAUUUUCGCCUUGCUUUUAAAAAAAAAGGAACUUCCUUGAAUGCGAAGUUAGGUAUAGUAAUUAUGAGGUUUCCAUAAGGGAGGGGAGGAGAGAGGAGACGAUAGGGACUUCGUACGGGGUCGUUCGCUUGUGGGUUCUUCUUCCCUCCUGGCUUCAUAAAGGUGGACUAAUGGUAG